Molecule: messenger RNA, 2475 nt
Organism: Calypte anna (Anna's hummingbird)
Lineage: Eukaryota; Metazoa; Chordata; Aves; Apodiformes; Trochilidae
Gene: ARHGEF16
Product: Rho guanine nucleotide exchange factor 16
Exons: 16
Coding region: 171-2363 (730 amino acids)
Biological process (GO): activation of GTPase activity
Molecular function (GO): protein binding; guanyl-nucleotide exchange factor activity
Source: RefSeq, a predicted model, not a curated record
GAGCCCGGCCCCUCCGCUGCCCCCUCCCCGGACACGGCCCAGGCGGUCCCGGUGCCGGGAAGCGGCUGCUCGGCGACGGGACACUGGGCAGAGCUCUGGCCCAGAGGAAUGUGUCCCUCAUCUGAGGACAGGAAAAUAACCAGCAUCUUGAUCAGAUUGAGCUUUUGCUGAUGGGUCUGUUCUGUACUUUCUGCCUGUCACUGAUGCAGGUUCAAGUCUGGAUUUCUGUUUCCUGGUCCGUGGCCUUUGAGAAGGAACAGCUCAGAGCUUUCUGUGCCACCGUCAUGUCUCGUAGCCCCCCAGGUGGCUCUGUGGAUGACAAGACCUUUCUCCUGGAGUACCGAUGCCACCCGCUGCAGCCAGAGCCCCCCAGCCCCAAAUCCCCCCCUGGCAGGCACAGCUCCACCACCACAGCACCCACUUCCAUCUCAGCCAUGGGCUCCCUGGCCCAGCCCCGCAGGAUCAUCCUCAGCACGGAGAGCCCGGCUGCGCUGAAGGUGGGGACCCAGCAGCUGAUCCCCAAAAGCCUGGCUGUCUGCACCAAGACCAAGAACAACCCCACCCGGCACCAAAGCUUCGGGGCAGAGGGGCCAAACCGGGAGCCCCUGGGCCCCAACCCAAAGCUGGCAGCUGUCCCCAGAGAGGAGGAGGAGGGGGAGGAUGAUGGUGGAGGGACCCUGAAACGCAACCUGAGGAACAUGUCCUACCGCGCUGCCAUGAAGGGCCUGGGCACGGACUUGGAGACAGUGACUGCUGUGCCCUCACUGGAACCUCUGCCAGAGGAGGGCAGUGCCCUGCCUGCCCCCAAACCCAGCAGGAGCAAGAGAACCCUUGGGCGGAGGCGGGUGCAGAAGCAUGGUGGCUCCUUCAAGGACCAGCCUCGGCUCUAUCAGGAAAUCCGUGAGAGAGGUCUGAACUCUGUCAGCCAUGAGUCAGAUGAGGAUUUGCUGGAGGAAUCCAUCCCAGAAGAGCCAUCCCCUCCGGACACGGGUAUCGUGGUGCAGAGCUAUCGCCGGGCACAGGUCACCUGGAGCCAGCUCCCAGAGGUGCUGGAAGCGGGAAUCCUGCAGCGGAUAUCUCCCGAGGAACGCAAGAGGCAGGAGGCAAUGUUUGAGAUCAUCACCUCUGAGUACUCCUACAUGCACAGCCUGAGCAUCCUGGUGGGCCACUUCAUGAGGUCAGAGGAGCUGAAGGAGACAAUGACCCAGAUGGAACACCACCACCUCUUCUCCAACAUUAGUGACAUCCUGACAGUCAGCACCAGCUUCUUCAGAGACCUGGAGAAGCGGCACCAGGAAAACGUCCUAAUUCCCGACAUCAGUGACAUAGUGGAAGAACAUGCCUCCAACCACUUCAGCCCUUACAUCAGCUACUGCUCCAAUGAGGUCUACCAGCAGAGGACCCUCCAGAAGCUGCUAAACACAAACCCCUUAUUUAAAGAAACCCUGAAACAAAUUGAAAGGAGAGCAGCCUGCGGGGGCCUGCCAAUGAUAUCAUUUCUCAUUCUCCCUAUGCAGAGAGUGACACGGCUUCCUCUGCUCUUAGAUACUGUCUGUCAAAAAACAGAAGCAUGUACUGCAGCAUAUGGAGCUGCCACCAGAGCUCUGAAAGCCAUCAGCAAGCUGGUUAAGAACUGUAACGAGGGAGCUCGUGCUAUGGAGAGGACAGAGCAGAUGUACACCCUGCAGAAACAGCUGGAAUUUGGAAAGAAGAAGCCCUUCCCACUGAUCUCUGCCUCCCGCUGGCUGCGGAAGCGGGGGGAGCUGUACCUGCUGCUCCCAGAGGAGGCAGGAAUCUUCCGCCGUGGGGCAGGCAGGCUCUGCCACCUCUUCUUGUUCAACGAUGUCCUGAUCAUCACCAAGAAGAAGAGUGAGGAGAGCUACACUGUGAUGAACUAUGCCACGCUGGACCAGGUCACGGUGGAGAAGAUAGAGAACACAGACCCACCAUCCCCUCCUCCUGGGAAGAGUGGGCACCUGCUCCGGGUGGUGAUGGAGAAGGACAGCGAGGGGAGGAGGGAGGAGGUUGUGCUGUCAGCAGAGACACUGAGUGACCGUGCCCGCUGGAUCACUGCACUGAUGCACAGAGGAAAGGAGAAGCCUGACAGCACUCCUAAAGGAGAUCUGACCCAGGUGGAGAUCACCCGUGCUUACCUGGCCAAGCAGGCGGAUGAGCUGUCCUUGCAGCAGGCUGAUGUGGUCCUGGUGCUGGGAGGUGAGGAUGGCUGGUGCUGGGGUGAGAGGCUGCGGGACGGUGAGCAGGGUUGGUUCCCCCAGAGCUGUGCUCGGCAGAUCACCAACCGCUCCGCGGUGGAGGGAAACGUCCGCAGGAUGGAGAGGCUGCGGGUGGAGACCGACGUGUAGAGACCCAGGGAUGAUUCCUCUGCCAUGCCUCAGGGUCUCAAGACCUCUGCAGACUGAGCCCAUAGCAAGAAGGGAAGGGGGUGAUCCUUCCUUUGUGAAUUUCAUUUGUCCC